AUGAAACAAAAAUUUUUUAAAUUUGGGUUGCAGUUAACCUAAAAUUAAUUGUCAUUUUCUAAUUAAUAAUUUUUUUAUCUUAUGAUAUCUUAAAAUUCGAAUGAUUUUCGUCAACUUAGCUAAAUAGUUGAUGUUUCAUUAAACAGUGUUGAUUAAAGUCAAAGUUUAUAUGAUAGAUUUCAAGGAAUCAAUACUGAAAAUGAAUUUUAAGACUAAAAUGAGAUAAUCUCUAUAUAAUCUAUUAGGAUUCCCUUCAAUAAAAUUGAAUUUAUUUAAUAGCCUAUAUUGUCAAAGAAGUUUAAUAUAGAAUUAUAUUUAUAGAAUAAUGCCUGCUUAAAUUAGAAAGAUUGACAAUUCCUUCUAAUUCUAUAUUUUUGACCUUAUGUUAAUGGAAGCUUCAAAAGUAGGAUUAUUAAAAUAGAAAUAUAUUAUAAAUUCGGAGAGUAAAGCUUUAGUUGGGAAAAUUAAAGUUUUUGAUAGUGGAAAGCUUUAUGUUUUUUAGGAUGGUGGAAUGAGUCCAAAAAAAUGUACUAAUUAAUCAUUUUACCGAAAAUAUUUAGGAAGCAUUUGUAAAUAAAAUGAGUUAAAAGUAAUAACAUAUUUAUAUAUUAGUGUCAUAUUCCAAAAAUAAAUUUAUAAAAUAAUUAAAUUUAUUCUUAUUCUCCUAUUUAUUUUAAGAAAAAUAAGGAAAUCAUUUAGUAAAAUAAUUAAUUCUUUGAAUUUUACAACAUCUUUAAAUUUUAAAAAUAAAAUUUAUGGUCUGUACUUUACAAAAAAGAAAUAACAUCAGAAUAAUUCUUGAUAAAAUUACAAAAAAUAGAUGAGAAUUCUUAUGAAGUACUAUAUACUUCACCAAUAAAUCAUUUGUAAGCUUUUUAGAUUAGUAUUUCUAUCAUAUAAAUUAUUUCUUGA
Messenger RNA from Paramecium sonneborni, 912 nucleotides. NCBI's taxonomy places the organism in Eukaryota, Ciliophora, Oligohymenophorea, Peniculida, Parameciidae. The record is from the annotation of a GenBank genome assembly.